AUGGUUGACGCUACUGACGUCCUGGGCACCCAAAAGGCGCACAAAGCGUUAUCCCGCCUCUCGUACCUUGACGACCACCUCACAGCCAAUCGAGACCCUCUUCGACGACAUGCAGGCGGUGUUGAGGAGACUGCAGACCCCAGUAAGCUCCAAGGCAGACGUCAGUGCACUCACUGCGCUUACGUCACCCUCGCCCCCAGCACCCACGUCCAAACAUAUCCAACACGCGCCGUAUCCUCACCCACUGAGCUCAUCUUCACGGUGGGGGUCUGGAGGAACAUCGCCCUCGCGGCACGUCAUAGCUCUGGGCGAUUGAAUCGCCAGCGCGCAAUGGAAUCUGAGGCAGGCCCCUCGUCGCCACGCGCGUCGGAGUAUGACGCGCCACCGCCGAGUCCACCGUCCAAGCACGCGCGCAGCCCCUCUGCUGCACGGGCACCGAGCUCUCACUCGAGCACGCGGCGCGCCAAUACGCGGUCACGUAGUCACGCGUCAUCGGGAACUGCGUCGACGGGCACGACGACCACUCAGUCGAAUACCACGGACGCAGCCCCGCCUCGCAGACGGCGACGACGUCGACGACAAGUACCUAGUCAUGAGAGUAGUCGCGAAAGGGGAAAACGUCCCGAGAAGACGCAACCUGCCGUCGAUGCUCGCACUCCAGGGAGUCCGCCUUCUUCCACACCUAUCCUUGAAGAGAACGAAGACUGGCUUUGGGAUGAGCAGCCGAAGCUUCGCCUGGACGUAGACCUGGAUGUUGACGUUCAUCUUAAAGGUCAGGUGCGCGGCAAAAUCCUCAUGGCUAUACUGUGCGCACCCCUCUAUCUUGUCAAGCACAUCACCUGCUUGCUUCUUUCUGUUGUAUAA
Molecule: messenger RNA, 864 nt
Organism: Schizophyllum commune H4-8
Lineage: Eukaryota; Fungi; Basidiomycota; Agaricomycetes; Agaricales; Schizophyllaceae
Exons: 3
Coding region: 1-864 (287 amino acids)
Source: RefSeq, a predicted model, not a curated record